Episyrphus balteatus (marmalade hoverfly) is the source of this 7407-nucleotide messenger RNA. RefSeq lists its product as uncharacterized. NCBI's taxonomy places the organism in Eukaryota, Metazoa, Arthropoda, Insecta, Diptera, Syrphidae. Gene Ontology annotation, biological process: DNA-templated transcription. Bases 408 to 7289 code for a protein of 2293 amino acids. The transcript is spliced from 10 exons. Gene Ontology annotation, cellular component: nucleus. The record is from RefSeq and is a predicted model, not a curated record. Gene Ontology annotation, molecular function: protein binding.
UUUUUUGCGCGCAACACAAGAUUUUUAUAAAAUGUGGUGUUCCAAUAAAAAUGUUUAUUAUCCACAAUAUAAAUCAUAAAUUGUAUUUCUUUGAUAUUAAACAUCUUCUUUAAUAUUCACUUAAUGUUAAUAUAUAAAAACUAAAUCUCAAAACAUAAGAUAUCUUCAUAAAAAUUGAAUGGAAAAACUUCCCAUCCACCCCGAUUGUGUGUGUCAAAUUCACUAGUGUUUAUUUUUCUGCAUUCAUAACGGCGUUUGUCAUGGCGGCGUCAUAGAUCCAAAAAGAAUUCUUGCAAAAUUCUUUAUUGGAAGAAUUAUAUUUUUUUUUUUUUUCAUAAAAAAAAACAAUAUCAAUUAUUUGAAAUGUUGUAAUUAAUUGCAUUUUAAAAAAACAUCAAUAAUUCAUAAUGUCAAGUUCGGUAUUUGUUGAAACACCGCGAUCUGCUAGCAGCGGAGUAGGUGACCCUUCUUCGUUGCUGCUAAAUGAUGAUGAUGAUUCUACCGCAUUAGGCAAGGCAGAUUCCAAUCUUGUCGUUGUUUAUGGUAAAAAUGGAAUUAAUGUCGAUCGGAAGGGAUUAGAAAAUUUAAUUGAUGAAAAAACUUUAACUUCGAUUAGUGUUAUUCGAAUAACAUCGCCGACGCCAAGUAUGGAAGAUGAAGAAGCUGAAGAAAUUCGCAAAGAAGCAGAACACCAAGCUCAGGAAGAUGAAGAAAGUCAUUCGUCGGCGGACGAAGAUGACGAAGAAGAGAACAGUGAUAGCGAGGUUGAGGAAAAAAGGACACCAAAACCAGCAAAGACGAUUGUUAAAACACGUCCAGAGAUUCUCGGGCUGACAGUUGAAGAGUUUUAUCCACCAAAUGAGGCUAAGGAGUUGGCAAAAGAGAUUUUAAAAUAUGCUGGUGUAACACCACUUAAAUGCAAUGUCGACUAUGAAUUCCAACGUUAUGUAAUUAAAAAUGACCAUUGCUAUACACCAUUUACUUCACCAUCACAAGUUAAUGAGGCAAAAUUAGCAACCGAAGCUGAUACAAAACAAUCAAAUACAAAUAUUCGAAAAUUACCAGUUACAAAUACAACAACUGUAAAACAAUAUCUCAAUAAACGCAAACAAAACAUGGAUGAACAAGUGCGUAAAAUCAAUGAUAAAGAAAAAGACAAAUCAUUUAUCUCAUCAGACCAUGAUGAUUCACCAGCCGAUGAUAGUAAAAAUCCUGAAGAAGAUCAAGAAGAGGAAGGUGAUGAAGAUUUUGAUGAUGAUGGUAGUGAUUAUACUGCCGAAAGCGAGGAAAGUGCUGAAAGCGACAAUGAUCGUGACAGUGAUUCAGAUUUCGAUGUGAACAAUCGGCAUGGUAAUGUUAAGAAGAAGAAGAACUUUGUUGCAAGGCGCAAGAAAAAAGAAAAACAACGUGCUGCUCGCAGUUUGAUAAUGCAAAAGGCUGUUAACAAUAAACGUCGCCUUCAAAGUCAAGAUCAUAUAUCGCACGAUGAAGAAAUGAAAAGUCUCACUCCUCAAAAGGUUAACAAGCAACCCCAAGAUGCUCGCAAAUCUGUUAGUUCGUUUACCAUACCCAAAACAAUUGCUAAAAAGCAAGUACCCGACGAUGUUGAACCUGUAGUGGCACCCACAACAAGUGUUUUACCAUCUAUUCCAGCAGAUCCUCCUGCUCCGCCAAGACAGCUUAUCAACAUUCAGUCGGUGCAGAUAGUUAAGCCAGCAAAUAAAAUCGUCGAGCCUUCGCCCGUACAAGUAAGAACAUAUCAAAUGAUGAAACCUGCAACGCCAGCACCACCACCAGUACCAGUCCAAAUACCAGCCUCUCCACAAACUGUUAAGCAAAUUGUAAUCAAUAAAGUAAUAGCAAGUCCUAAGGGUGGCUUCACAGAUUUGAGUGCUUUGCUUGCAAGAUCCGAUAACUCUCUAUCAAAUGUUAGAGUCGCCGAAAUAAAUCCAGAUAAACCACCUUCGGUUAAAGGUUUUAUGCCACUUGGAAUUGAAUCAGCAGCAAAGAAUCAAUUACCAGCCCAGAUCUCCAUUCAAACGCAUCAAUCUUCAUCUGAAAUUGCAGCCGAAAAUGACAAACAACUUGAUUUAAUUGAUUCAAUUGUCAAAGAUGAAUUAGAUAGAUCUUUUCAAACAACUGAAAAAUCAACAGCAAUUAAAGAAAAUAGUAUACCUGAUUUGGUUAAAAUGCUUGAAAGUACAGAAAAAGCUGUUUUGGAAAAAAACAACAAAAUAUCCACAACAUCGUUUACUUCUACAUCUUCAGUAGAAGCAAUUGAUAUUGCAAAUGCACCACUUUUAGAAAAUGCUGAUGAUGAUAUUCCCGAAGACUUAUUACAGCAUGUUGUGGAAUUGAUGGAGGAUAAAAGUUUGCAAGAAGCUGUCGAAAUGGAAGUUCUUCAACAGCAAGAAAAACAAAAGCUAGAAAAACAACAAGAGUUGGAACAACAACAGCUUCAACUUAAACAGCAGCAGCAACAACAACAAAUUAAGCCUAUUAUCUUGCCCCAAUCUUCUUCUUCGAUGAAUCUACAAUUGCCAAUACGACCGCAUGCACAAAUUGUAAUGACAACUCCUUUAAAACAACCUAAGAGUAUCAUUGAAGCCAGUAUUUCCAAUACGACUACACCGAGUUCAUCGCGUGACACAACUCCCACGCCAACUCUGAACAGAUCGACAAAUGUUACUUACUUGCGCAGAGAACCUAUCCAAAUUGUCCGUGGUAAUGGUCGUGUUAUUACAUUGCCUCCAAUUGAGGCGCCAACAACACGUGCCAAACGUCGUGCACAAGCUCAACCGACAUCAGAUACAUCGUUUAAUGACAGUGAAAGUUGUGAUGUUUCUAUGCACUCGGACACUUCCUUGUUUGCAGAUUCAUCUCAUGUCGGAGAACGAAAUGAUCCUGUCUUUAUGCCAACUGUUGCUGCACCUAAAGAAAAACCAGUCAAAACUGCAAAUAAAAAAAAAACGGCUGCCAAAUCGCUGAAAUCAGUUCCGAAAAAAGCUCAAGAAGAAGGAGAAAGUCAAGAGGAUGAGGAUGAAGAUGAUCCGAAUAAAUUAUGGUGCGUAUGUCGACAACCACAUAACAAUCGUUUUAUGAUUUGUUGUGAUGUUUGUGAAGAUUGGUUCCAUGGAACUUGUGUUAGUAUCACAAAAGCUAUGGGUCUUGAAAUGGAACAAAAUGGCGUCGAAUGGACGUGUCCAAAAUGUGUUAAAAAACAAGAUCAAAAGAAGCAAAAGAAAAUUACUGAUCUCUUUGAAAAUAAGAAAACCGUGGUACAAUUAAUGCCACAACUUGAUAUCCAAAAGAAAUCUUCACCAACGGUACAGAGCAAAAUAACGGAUGUUUUCAAUAAGAAAACAGUAGUUCAAUUAAUGCCACAACUAGACGAACAACCAAAACAAACUCGUUCUUCAUUAAAUCAUAGCGAUAUUACUCUACAAGAAGUUCCUGGAGAAAAUAAACAUAUGAUUGAUUUGAAAAAAUUACAACCGGGACAAUUUUACACGCUAACUAGAACUCCUACAACAAAAAAAGUUCAAGCGGUGAAAACACCUGAACCAGUGCAAAAUAAAGUAACUUCUCCAGAGGUUGUAUUAAAAAAAUCUAGCCCUGAAAGUGGUGGUUCUGUAGUGGGAAAUAUUACAAAACGUGUCAUUGUAUUGCCAAACACAACUACAACCAGUCCAAAAGCUGUUAGUAGAGGUGUUGCUAUGGUUAAAGCAAGUGCUUUGCAACAGCAACAGUUGAAAUUUAAUAAAGUUUCAACUGCAGCUGAAAAGAAACAAUUUACUAUAGCAAAAGUACAACAACAACAACAAAAUAAAAAUGUACCAACAUCAGGACAAAUUACUUUGGGAUCCAAUUCAAUAGAUUCACCAACAAAUAGUAGUUCUCAACAAACAAAAACUUCAAUUCAAAAACAACAAUCUGUAGAAUUGUUAACGUGUAUAGUUUGUAAGAAACAAGCACGUGCAAAUUCAAUUUAUUGCAGUGAUGAUUGUAUACGAAAACAUGCUCAGAAUGCUUUGAAUGCUGUCAAAGUUCCAGAAGCAAUUCCACCAAGUCCACCUGUGAAACUUGGUCCGGAUGAGAAGAAAAAGAAGAGUAAGGGACUAUUUGAGGAUUUGCUCAGCAUGGCGGAUCGGAAGCCAAAAGUUGAAAGGGUUUGUGUUUUGGAACGUCGAACUGGAAAGCUAUUAACCGGAAGUAAUGCUCCUACAACACUUAAUCUAAAGAAAUGGCUCCAAGAUAACCCAACUUUCGAAGUUGUACAACCAGGAAGCGCACAAGCACUAGAAAUAGAGAAAUCCAAACAAAAAGCCCGCCCUAAUGUCCAAUCACCAACAAAUACGAAUACCUUUAUGCCACUGAAAUCAGAUGGACCCAUAGUUACAUCAGUUAUUACCCUCACACCCCCAGCAAUGCCUUCACCGCAACCAGUAUUCCCUAAGAAUGUUAAACAACAAGAUCUUAAUAAAUCAAACACAAAAUCAAGUAAUAGCCCGAAUGUGCAACAACGGCAAACAACAACACCAAAACAAACAGCAAAACAAACACAACAGCAACUUAAUAUUAAAACUGACAAGUCAGAAAAGGAAAAGGAAAAACCUUUAGCUUCACCAUCGUUGCCUUCGUCGUCACAAAAAGUUCUCAAAAAACAAUUAUCUGCUGAAAAAGACUCAAUCAAUUCACCGACGCCAAUCCGAGAAACUAGUGAACCAGUACGAGUCAACGUUCGUCGCACACUCAAAGAACAACUUUUAAUUCGAAUAAAAGAAGUCAGUGACGAAAAGAAGCUUUCCGAAGAACAAGUUGAGGAAUUUGUUAAAGCAACGGAAUAUGAAAUGUAUAGACUUUUUAAUAAGGAUAUUGGUGCCAAGUAUAAAGCAAAGUAUCGUUCGUUGAUGUUUAACAUCAAAGAUCGUAAAAAUGAGACUCUUCUUCUAAAAAUCUGUGGAAAACUGAUUGAACCACGCCAACUUGUAAGAAUGUCUCCCGAAGAGUUGGCAAGUCAGGAAUUAGCUCAAUGGCGUGAGAACGAAGCUAAACAUCAGCUGGAAAUGAUAAAGAAGUCAGAAUUAGAUAUGCUUUCUUGCACAAAAACUUAUGUAUUAAAAACGCACAAAGGUGAAGAAGUAAUUGAAGGCAAACAAGCCGAUCGAGUAGAUUUGGAUAUCAGCAUACCGGUGGAAGAUGUUGUAACUGUUUUAAACAAUUCAAUUGUUAGUAGCACAACUGAAAUCGAACCAACUUCUUUGACUCCUCGCAAGGAUAAUUCAUUUGAGACAGAUUAUAAUGUACAAGAAACAGCCACCAGUUCAGUUGCCCCUCUCAAUUCAGUAGCCACUACCACUUCAGAUAAGAAAAAGUUUGGAAGUAAGGAAAGAGAGAGAGACAGAGAAAAACGUCAUAAAAGCAAGGACAGGCAUAGAGAGAAAAAUCGCAAGCGAAGUCGCAGUCGCAGCCGAGAACGUCACCACAAGAGCAGUAGUUCGAGAAAAGAUGAACGUCGUGAAAAAGACGUAUCGAGAAAAGAAGACCACGAACCUGUUGCCAAAGCUGCAAAAGUUGUGGCAACGGUGCCUAUAAAACAGCCAGUAUCACAACCACAGCCACAAACAGCGGUUUCAGAGACGAAAUCUAUUGCACCAGCUAGACCUGUGGUGAAGAAAACUGUAAAAACUCCACAACCUUCAAUUGAAAAGUUCAAUUUGAUUGAUCAGAUUCUUGAAUCAACCAAAACUGUGGAGCAGGCAGCAAAUCUACAAAAAGAAAAACCAACGCCUGUAGUAACACCAUCAACACAAACCGCCACAGCACCAUUAAGCAAGCCAGAUUCUAUUCCUGAAGUGGUAGUACAAAAGUCCAAACCACAGAGUCCAUUAGCAACGGAUAGUGAUCAGGAGCCAUCUAGCACAGUGUCGAUAUCGACACCUCCAGAGGAUCCCUACUUUAAAUAUACAUCCGAUGGCGAGGCCUCUAUGUGGACCGGAUCCAUUAAUAUGAUCGAUGUGGCAUCAUUCCAAGUUAGCCUACAAACGGUCAGCGGAAAUACAUAUCUCUUGAGUAAGGAUUUACCCGACGAACUUGAUAUUGUGGGUCGAAUUAGCCCAGACACUGUAUGGGAUUAUAUUGGUAAAAUCAAACGCAGUCCGAAUAAAGAAGUUGUUGUUAUACGACUGGUGCCUUCGGGGGAGUCUGAAACAAAUGCAUAUACGAUUUUAUACAAAUAUUUGGAUAAACGGAAGCGUUUGGGUGUUAUCAAAACCACUUCGUCUAAUAUUAAAGAUUUCUACAUAAUGCCAUUAGGUGUAGGCCAACAGAUGCCGUCUGUUCUGCAGCCAAGUGAGAAUUUUGAAUUUUAUGAUGAUGUUAUGCGGCCUGAUAUGCUAUUGGGUAUUGUUAUCCGUAUAAUGGGUAAACGGCAUUCAAAUGCAUCUAUGAGGCGAAAGAAAGAAGCUACUGUGAUAUCAAAUCGAACGAUUACAUCUGUAUUGGAUGUUGAUGGAACUACCUCAUUCACACCACCAGGUAGUCCGAAGCCUAAGAAUACAGAUUCAAGUCGAUCAACGCAAGCGGCAGGAAGUAGUCGGGGAAUUCGAAUGCAACAAAAAUCUAUUGAUGAUGAAGAAUUUGAUAUCGAUGCAAUUAUUAAAGCGCCCAUUACAGCAAAGAAAAUUGCGCAGCAGAGUCAAUCUACUGCCGCAUCUGUUGCUGCUCAAAAAGAUGAUGCUGAUGAGCCUUACUCACCUGGUGGUGGUAGCUCUGAUGAUGAUGUAUCGUCGCAAACAAUUCCAGUAAGGGAUGAUGAUUUGAAGCGAAAAAUGGAUGAAAUCAAUCGUCAGAUUGAAGCUCAAAAAAUGGAAAUAGCUGGGCUACUAAGCCAUGAUCAAUCGUCAUCUUUGGCCAACAUCUCGAUUCCGUCAAAUUUACAACAGAUUCUAGCCAGCAUACAAAGCAAACCAGAUCCUCCAUCUCAACCUUCAACUUCUGGAAAAGUCCCCCCGCCCCCAAUACCUCCGCCUCCAAUGAUUGGAUCAUUGUCACAAUUUAGCCACGAUGAGGAAUACACACCAGAGCAUUCCGCUAUAUCCAGGGAUCCAAAACCCAGUCGACUUGCGCAACUAAGUGAAGCUGAGCUUCUUAGUAUGGUUCCCGAUAAUAUUGACAUAGCAAGUAGCAAUACUUCACACAAAAAUAUGUCAGCAUCAGAUCAACCACCCGAGAAGAGGCCCAGAUGGUCAGAACCUCCACCACCCGGAAUGGAAAGUGACUACACUUAAGUUCUUAACUAAUUUUAAAUGCAUUCACAUGUCCCUUCUAUUUUAUACUCUUGUUGUGUUCUCCUUUUUUUUUAAUUUUCCAAAAAAAAAAUAAUGAACUCAUAAAAUCUCACAUUCA